Vicia faba (fava bean) is the source of this 474-nucleotide messenger RNA. NCBI's taxonomy places the organism in Eukaryota, Viridiplantae, Streptophyta, Magnoliopsida, Fabales, Fabaceae. The record is from the annotation of a GenBank genome assembly.
AUGCCACUUCCUCGUAACGAUAUGCAACACUGCGUAGCGGCUCCACGAAUCACACUCAACCUCAGCGUUGACACACACCUCAAAUUUGUCACAAUAUUGACGAUUCAUCUUCACACGCGAAAACCGCCGCAAGUUUCACCAAACGCCGAUGAAACACACUCCGACACACAUUCGAUUUCAACCGCACAAGCGGCCAGCCAACGCCCACUCGCCCGCCAUAAGCAACCUCCGAUCUCUUCUAUUAAAACUCCCCGACGUACAUCUUCAUCUUGCCGGCCACUCCACCGUGCCGCCACUACGAAUCGAGCUAGAGCACCUCCCUGCACGUGUUCCGACGGUCCCUUCACAAAGCCACUGCAUCAGAAUCGCAACCCUUCACUUAAUGUUGUUGAUUUUGGGAUGAAAAGACUGGUUGAAUCUGGUGUGAUAAGAAGAAAGAGAGAUUAUGUGUUUCUUUGUUUUACCUUCUAUUAA